This is a messenger RNA of Tachysurus fulvidraco (yellow catfish), 1329 nucleotides long. RefSeq names its product class I histocompatibility antigen, F10 alpha chain-like. Gene Ontology annotation, cellular component: external side of plasma membrane. The record is from RefSeq and is a predicted model, not a curated record. Gene Ontology annotation, biological process: immune response. NCBI's taxonomy places the organism in Eukaryota, Metazoa, Chordata, Actinopteri, Siluriformes, Bagridae. The transcript is spliced from 7 exons. The coding region runs from base 145 to 1185 and encodes 346 amino acids.
UAUUGUUUAUAAGUGUAAAUAUAUCAGUAUGAAAGGUUGUAUAGGUUGUAACUGUAAUUUGAAAGUAUGCAAAUGUUUUAACGGAUUGUUGUCCAAGUGACAAAGACUGUUUCGGCCAUUUGACUGUUUUUACCUUGUUACACAAUGGUUCACUGGACUUUAAUCCAUGUUCUACUCUGGAAUUCAUUUUCCGUUCAUCUGUCUUAUGCAGUCACACACACACUGCACUACAUCCACACUGCAGUCACACCAGGAAUAAAUUUACCAGAAUACACUGAUGUUGGUCUGGUUGAUGGAGAGCCAUUUGUGUACUAUGACAGUAACAUAAAGAAAUACAUCCCAAAAACUGAGUGGAUAAAGAAGAUCACUGAUGAUGAUCCAGACUACUGGAGCAGUGGGACACAGAAUCAGAAUGAUGAACAGGAGAUCUACAAAGAUGAUGUGAUUACACUAAUGAGGCGCUUUAAUCAGACUGAAGGGGUUCACACACUACAGAGGAUGUAUGGAUGUGAGCUCCAUGAUGAUGGGACUGUUAGAGGUUAUGAGCAGUUAGCUUAUGAUGGAGAAGAUUUCAUUAGUCUUGAUCUGGAACAUGUCACCUGGACUGCAGCCAAACCUCAGGCUCUUAACACAAAAAGCAAAUUGAAUACAGCAGGAGCUGCUACUUUUGAAAAAUUAUAUUUGGAGAACAUCUGUAUUGAUUGGUUACAGAAGUAUGUGACCUAUGGCAGAGAGACUCUGGAGAGGAAAGCUCGUCCUGAGGUAUCCGUCUUCCACAAACACUCGUCUACAGAUGUGGUGUGUCACGCUACAGGUUUCUACCCUGAAGAAGUAAUGAUCACCUGGCAGAGAGAUGGAGAGGUCAUGCAUGAGAAUGUGGAGCUCAGAGAGUCGUUACCAAACCAGGAUGGAAGCUUCCAGAAGAGAAGCAUACUGAGGGUCUCACCUGAGGAUCUGAAGAAACACAACUACACCUGUGUGGUUCAGCACAGCAGCCUGGACAAGGAGAUAGUGAAGAUCCUCCUGAGAGAUGGAGGAUCUGCUGCACUGCAUAUUGGUUUUCUUGCUGCAGUCUUGUUUUUUGUUCCUUUUGUUGGAUUUCUCAUCUGGAAGAAAAAAUCUGGCUUCAAACAAGUUCCACAAAACAUGAGCCCCUCUGAAGAAAAACCACAACAAGAAGACUGACUAUCUUCUGAACUGAGAGAGACUUUUACAUUGUGAUUAUGUAUUAAAUAGAUUAUGGUUCUUUAGUAAAACUGAAUCACAAUUCAGAAGUGAUCAUGUUUAUUUUGGUGUAUAUUUUUUCCAGGAGUCCAGACAGAUGAUGAC